UUCCAUUAUAAAACUUUUAUUGAUUGAAAUAUAAAUUCUCAUCAUGCAGGAAGGAAGCACAGAAACUCGUUGAUAAUAUUACUUUGCUGUGGUUUCUUUAACAUAUCGUACGUGUUUAUAACAUCUUAGGGCUGGUACAAUAGGUGUAAUUUGUGUGUUGGUUGCUCGUCUGCUCGCUAGCACCAUGACUGACAACAUCCCAAAGGACCUCCGCUACCUGCGUGCCUGUAUGGUCUGCUCGCUCGUCAAGACAAUGGAUAUGUUUGAGACAGACGGCUGCGACAACUGCGAUGACUUUCUCAACAUGAAGAAUAACAGAGAUAACGUAUACGAUUGCACGUCUAACAACUUCGAUGGACUGAUCGCUCUGAUGACGCCUGACGACAGCUGGGUGGCGAAAUGGCAACGGAUAAAUCGGUGCGUGAAAGGCAUCUAUGCUAUAUCAGUGACGGGACGCUUGCCGCCCACCAUCAUCAGGGAGAUGAAGUCCCGAGGCAUCAAGUAUCGCUCCCGGGACAUCACCACCAGAUAGAACCACCAACAUCACCUCCAUGUCAUUCGUUUUAUUUUGUUUACGUCAAUUUUUGUGUAGAAUACAAGUUAGAUAUACGUGUGCUACGCUGUCGGAGUGUUACCUAUGUAAUGACAGCGACAGUUUAUAAUUAGGAUGCAAUUCUUUGAAAAUCCCCACAAAGUUUAGCAACAAUAAGUUAUUAGCAUGCGAUUUUUUCAAUUUGAAUCGGUUUACAAUUUGAUGGAUUAUAAUCAGGGGGCCCAUUUUUUUGGAAUCCGAGCAAAGUGUUCUUUCUUGAAUAUCUUUAAUAUAUUAUCAACUUCCCAUCAUUUUGUUUCUAGUUGGUUGCCGCCUCUUGUCUUCCGUGUUUAUUCAGAUUCUUGUGUCGAAAAAAUUGCACUUGCACACAAUUUUCUCUCCAUGCAUUCAUCAUCUUCCAAGUUUUUUCCCCCCAUUACUGUUGAAAAUAACUAAGCCUUCAUCGGAUUUCGAAACUAAGCAAACUCCUCAUGUAAUCUAAUUUACUAAUAAGUUCUUUGCGAUGUGGAUAGACUUAUUUAAAUUUUCGGCAAUGAUUGAAUUCAUGCCAAAUUUUACUCGAGUUAUACAAUUGUGAUAGUAAUAAAUUUCUGAAUCCUCUCGUC
Hyalella azteca is the source of this 1158-nucleotide messenger RNA. It is a transcript of the gene spt4, whose product is annotated as transcription elongation factor SPT4. The record is from RefSeq and is a predicted model, not a curated record. Gene Ontology annotation, cellular component: DSIF complex; nucleus. Lineage: Eukaryota; Metazoa; Arthropoda; Malacostraca; Amphipoda; Hyalellidae. The coding region runs from base 185 to 532 and encodes 115 amino acids. The transcript has 4 exons. Gene Ontology annotation, biological process: regulation of transcription elongation by RNA polymerase II; positive regulation of DNA-templated transcription, elongation; chromatin organization. Gene Ontology annotation, molecular function: RNA polymerase II complex binding; zinc ion binding.